Molecule: messenger RNA, 2181 nt
Organism: Platichthys flesus (European flounder)
Lineage: Eukaryota; Metazoa; Chordata; Actinopteri; Pleuronectiformes; Pleuronectidae
Gene: dpysl2a
Product: dihydropyrimidinase like 2a
Exons: 14
Coding region: 272-2014 (580 amino acids)
Cellular component (GO): cytoplasm; cytosol
Molecular function (GO): hydrolase activity, acting on carbon-nitrogen (but not peptide) bonds, in cyclic amides
Source: RefSeq, a predicted model, not a curated record
CCCUUCUCGUCUUGGUGGCUGUACUGUCUUCAGGGACCUUCUCCAGCUGCACAUUCAAACAAAGCUCUCUCAGGCGACCGCACACCUGCUCACCGAGGAUCAUUUGUCGGGCUGUUCUGUGUUAACCUAGCUCACUGUCGUCGGGAGCCGCCCGGGGCGUCGACCGGCCAACAAGCAGCAGCAUCCAUUCAUCCUUUCAGGGGCAGCUGAGCUUUUCCAGGCGAGCUAGCUAGCGUUAGCCGAGCGAGCGGUAGGGGACAGCGGUGCUAAAAUGUCGGGUUACCAAGGAAAGAAGAACAUCCCAAGAAUCACAAGCGAUCGUCUCCUCAUCAAAGGAGCAAAGAUCGUGAACGAUGACCAAUCCUUCUUGGCUGACAUCUACAUGGAAGAUGGAGUCAUCAAGCAAAUCGGAGACAACCUCAUUGUUCCUGGGGGAGUUAAGAUCAUAGAGGCUCAUGGGAAAAUGGUGAUUCCUGGGGGUAUUGACGUGCACACCCGGUUCCAGAUGCCCGACCGAGGCAUGGUGGCGGCAGAUGACUUCUACCAGGGCACCCGGGCGGCCCUGGCUGGGGGAACGACCAUGAUCGUCGACCAUGUGUUGCCGGAGCCUGGCGUCAGUCUGGUUGCUGCCUUCAAGCAGUGGAGGGAGUGGGCUGACAGCAAGUCCUGCUGUGACUACUCUCUGCAUGUGGACAUCCCUGACUGGAACAAGGGCACUCAGGAGGACAUGGAGGCCCUGGUGAAGGAUCAUGGUGUCAACUCUUUCCUGGUCUAUUUGGCCUAUAAGGAUGUUUUCCAACUUUCUGACUCUCAGAUCUACGAGGUGUUCAGUGUCAUCAGGGAUCUCGGAGCCAUUGCACAGGUGCAUGCUGAGAACGGAGACAUCAUUGCAGAGGAGCAGCGUCGUAUUUUGGAUCUGGGGAUCACUGGCCCUGAAGGUCACGUGCUCAGCCGCCCAGAGGAGGUCGAGGCUGAGGCAGUCAAUCGCUCUGUCACCGUAGCCAAUCAGACCAACUGCCCCCUCUACAUCACCAAGGUGAUGAGCAAGAGCGCCGCUGAUGUCAUUGCUCUCGCCAGGAAGAGGGGUGCCGUGGUUUACGGAGAGCCCAUAUCUGCCAGUUUGGGCACAGAUGGUUCCCAUUACUGGAGCAAGAACUGGGCCAAGGCAGCAACCUAUGUCACCUCUCCACCACUCAGCCCUGAUCCCACCACCCCCGACUACCUCAACUCCUUGUUAUCAUGUGGGGACUUGCAGGUGACUGGCAGUGCUCACUGCACUUUCCAGACUUCUCAGCGUGCAGUAGGAAAAGAUGACUUCACCCUGAUCCCCGAGGGCACCAACGGCACCGAGGAGAGGAUGUCCCUAAUCUGGGACAAAUGUGUGGUGACUGGCAAGAUGGAUGAGAACCAGUUUGUGGCAGUGACCAGCACAAACGCAGCCAAGAUCUUCAACCUGUACCCCCGCAAGGGCCACAUCGCUGUGGGGUCUGACGCUGACCUCGUGCUGUGGGACCCAGAUGUCACCAAGAUCAUCUCAGCUAAGAAUCAUAACUCGGCUGUGGAGUACAACAUCUUCGAGGGCACAGAGCUGCGUGGAGGUCCUUCUGUGGUGAUCAGCCAGGGCAAGAUUGUGUUGGAAGAGGGCAACCUUCACACCACUGAAGGCUGUGGGCGCUACAUCAGCCGCAAACCUUUCCCUGACAACGUGUACAAGAGGAUAAAGGCUCGCAGCAGGCUCACAGAGUUGCGAGGAGUUCCCAGGGGCCACUACGACGGGCCGGUGUGCGAGGUGACACUGUCUCCCAAGGUCCUGUCCACAGUGUCCUCGGUGAAGACCUCCCCUGCCAAGCAGCAGCAGCCGCAACAGCCGACUACUCAACAGCCGAUGCGCAACCUUCACCAGUCUGGAUUCAGCCUGUCAGGUGCCCAAGUUGACGACAACAUCCCUCGUCGCAGCACUCAGCGCAUCGUGGCUCCCCCUGGUGGAAAAGCCAACAUCACCAACCUCGGCUAAUGUCCUUCCAGGACUGAGUGCAGGGCCACACAGGAGAAGAGGCCGCUGUCACAUGACACCUGGUCACCUCUGACUCCUGCCCCUCUGCACUCCACCCAUAAUCACUACAUCCAUUCUUAUUCACACACUACCACCGCUUCACCUCGUUCAAAAAAAAGAAAAGAAAA